This is a messenger RNA of Priceomyces carsonii, 1749 nucleotides long. RefSeq lists its product as uncharacterized. The transcript has a single exon. Gene Ontology annotation, molecular function: translation initiation factor activity. The coding region runs from base 1 to 1749 and encodes 582 amino acids. Lineage: Eukaryota; Fungi; Ascomycota; Pichiomycetes; Serinales; Debaryomycetaceae. The record is from RefSeq and is a predicted model, not a curated record. Gene Ontology annotation, biological process: formation of translation preinitiation complex; translational initiation.
AUGUUUAAGAAAGAACCUCAAGUCAAGCAUUCAGCGAAUAUCAAAUCUUCUGAAAGGAGACGAUUGCUUGGUGCAAUUUGCAAAGAGUACCGUCUCCCUCAAGAAGAAAUUACGAAGGAAUGUGAAUUGAAUCUUCUACCCGCAAUCACUAAGCAAGCUAGUUUUAAGAGCCCUCUUGGAUUUACGGGAAUAAUUUACUUCAAUGAGCAAGAAGUUCCGUUGUGGUUUAAAACAAGAGACUCUCAGAUUUAUCCGACUUUAUAUACGCUAUGGAAAUGUGCUUUCUUGUUACCAACAGUCAGGACACAUGCUCCAGUUAUCAAGGUGUUGACCAAUGGUGCUGAUUUGAUGUUGCCUGGAACGAUUCCUCCCUUUGACUCGAGAUGUACUAAGGGAGCAAUUGUUGGUGUGGUAGAUUACAAGCAUCCAACCGUCAUUCAGGCCAUUGGAAGGUGUAACUUGAAUUUAACUCAAUUCGAUAAUGUUGUUGGUAGAUCAGGAGUAGCAGUAGAGAUUAUACAUUGCAAACUGGAUAGUUUAUUUACUUUGAAUGACUUGGUAGACAUUUCCGAGCCAGAGGAAGUAGAUACGAAUAUCCCAUUGAAAGAAGUUGUAACGGGCCCUUCUAUAGAUGAUGCAGAUAAAGAGACAGUUGUUCCUUCCACUAUAGAGAGUUCAGAUGAUGAAGGUAUAAAUCCACAUACUGAUGAGCAAUCACCCAAGGUUUUUGAAUCGAAAGAUGUUGAAAACGUUGCUGAAGAGUUGUCUGACUUGUCAGUCGAAGAUGUUGAUAACUUUUUUGUGAGAGCAUUAUUGCAAACCCUAAAAUUGGAGACUUUUGAAUUGCCAAUAUCAUCAUCUCAAUUCAUGUCUUUAUACAUUUUCAAAAACUUUCCAAUGAUGAACCCAAAUUAUUGUAACAUAAAGAAAACAUCGUGGAAAAAAACUGCUAAAUUUUUGAAAGCAAUGGACAAGUUGGGUUACAUCUCAGUUAAAGGGAAGGCUGAUGAUUUGACCAUAGUAGGAUUAAUGAAAAAGAAUGAUCCAGUAAUUCAGGGCUUUAAUACACAUAGAACAAUGAGCUCGAGACCAACUUCUUCCACUUCGAAGCCUCCAACCGAGCCAAAGGGUGCAAACGAUCUUUCUAUAAUUUAUCUCUAUCGACCCACUAAAAAGUCAAGGAUGUUUUUUAAUAUAGUUGAUGCAAAUUUUACUAAUUACUAUCAAGCAAACGAAUUAAGGGCUUUGUUGGACACAUAUAUAAAGAAACAAGGUUUAGUCAAUGUGAAAAUGCCUAGAAACAUCACUGUUGAUGAAAAUUUGCACUCCAUAACGAACUUGAAUAUCGGCACGGUUUCAAGGGAUAAAAUCUUUCUGCCUUUCUUGUCUAGCUUUUCUCAAUAUUACAAGAUUGUUCCGCCUAACUGUUCGUUGGAAGACGCAGAGUUGGCUAAAGGUGCCCCUCGACCCAUUACAAUUAUAUCAGAAGUAAAGAUAGGUAGAAAGGUGGUGACUAGGGUCCAAAACGUGGAGCAGUAUCACAUCAAGCCUACCCUUUUCGCAAAUGAAUUGAAGGUGAAGUGCUCUGGGUCUACAACAGUGGGUCCUUGUGUUCAAGAUCCAAAGGUCAUUGAAGUUGCAGUUCAGGGCCCACAUGGCAAGUUGAUCAUUGAACUUUUGAGGAAUAAGGGAGUACCAACAAACUACAUUAAAUUUGAGGAUAAAACUAAGAAGAAAAAAAGAAGCUGA